Messenger RNA from Gracilinanus agilis (Agile Gracile Mouse Opossum), 918 nucleotides. Its product is annotated as vomeronasal type-1 receptor 4-like. Gene Ontology annotation, biological process: G protein-coupled receptor signaling pathway. Gene Ontology annotation, molecular function: pheromone receptor activity. Lineage: Eukaryota; Metazoa; Chordata; Mammalia; Didelphimorphia; Didelphidae. Gene Ontology annotation, cellular component: membrane. The transcript has a single exon. The record is from RefSeq and is a predicted model, not a curated record. Bases 1 to 918 code for a protein of 305 amino acids.
AUGUACCUAUAUGACAUAGUACUGGGAAUUAUCUUUUUUCAGACUGGAGUUGGUGUCUUGGGCAACUCCUUAUUCCUGUUUCUAUGGUUUCAUUUCAUUUUGUUCAGAAGCCACAGGUCAAGGCCAUUGGAUCCCAUUCUUGUGCAUCUUACAGUGACUAAUACCAUAGUGCUCCUCUCCCAGGGAUGCCCACUAGCUAUCAUAUAUUUGAGGAAAGGAUAUUCCCUGGGAAACGUAGGCUGUAAAAUAGUAUUUUACCUCCAAAGGGUGAGCCGGGGACUUUCCAUCUGCACCACCUGCCUCCUGAGUAUGUUUCAGGCCAUCACUAUUAGUCCCAGCAACUCAAGUUUGGCCAAACUCAAAGCUAGAAUUCUGAAGCUCAUCAUCCCCUCAUGUCUCCUCUGUUGGAUAUUCAACAUGAUCAUAGAAAUUAAUGUGCCCAUAUAUGUAACAGGAUCAAGGGGAAGCAAUGGCAGUUACACAGGUGGAAUUGAUCUCAUUUAUUGCUACAGGAAACAGAUAUUUAAGGAGGUUACCUUCCUGCCCUCCCUGCGGGACAUCCUUUUUGUAGGAGGCAUGGUCUGGGCCAGCGGCUACCUCAUAUGUCUCCUAUGCAGACACCACCAGAGAGUCCAGCACCUGCACAGCACGAGCCUCUCCCCAAGGACAUCUCCCGAGAUCAGGAUCACCCAAACCAUCCUGUUACUGGUGGGCAUCUUUGUGUGUGCUUACUGCAUCAGCUGUGGCUUCACACUAUAUAAAGUGUACGUGACUCAUUCUAAUGACUGGGUGAUGGUGGUGGCCAUGUUCACCUCAUUGUGCUUCCCAGCCAUCAGCCCCUUUUUGAUGGUACACAGGGAUACUCAGAUGUUCAGGUCCUGCUGUGCUCCCUGGCAGAGACCAAGUCUCCAUUUUUAG